Sebastes umbrosus (honeycomb rockfish) is the source of this 1871-nucleotide messenger RNA. It is a transcript of the gene b3gnt7l, whose product is annotated as UDP-GlcNAc:betaGal beta-1,3-N-acetylglucosaminyltransferase 7, like. The record is from RefSeq and is a predicted model, not a curated record. Bases 424 to 1668 code for a protein of 414 amino acids. Gene Ontology annotation, cellular component: membrane. NCBI's taxonomy places the organism in Eukaryota, Metazoa, Chordata, Actinopteri, Perciformes, Sebastidae. Gene Ontology annotation, molecular function: hexosyltransferase activity. The transcript has a single exon.
CUGAUUUAAUAUAAUGUCUGAUCAUGUCUAAUUUUAUUUAAAAGCAAUAGGCUCGGCACUAAAACGCAGUGGACACCUGGUGUGUGUGUGAGAAAUAGGAAACCUGCUGAUCAUUAGGGGGAGGAGAUAUUUGGGAGAAAGAGGCUGCAGCCUAUCCUGCAGCAGGUCUCCAGUCAGUCUGAGACCAGCACCCUGAGGACAUGCUGUGUAUCCUGCUGCACCAUCGCGAUGAUGUGUGACUCCACUGAGCUCCAGCAUGGACAGAAGGGGCCCCGGGGCCACUUCAGUGUCACGUAGGAGGACGAGGACAGGACAGGGACGCAACAACACUCCAGGUGAUGGACUCCACCACUCGGACGCACAGCUGUGAAACACUACGAAGGCAAAAGGUCCGGCAGCAUCUGAUGGGCAGUGAGAGGAGCCAUGGAUCACUUUUCAUCCCGGAGGAAGCGGGUCGGUCUGCUGAAACCGCUGCUGAGUCUGUCUCUCGUCUUUGCGUCUUUUCUCAUGAUCCACAAGCUGAAACUUGCAGAGAAGGACGUGGUGGGAGCUAAACACGAGAGAGAGGAUGCCCAUGGCUGGUGCGGCUCCUCCGAGUGUUUCUCAUUGAAGAAAGGAGUCGUGAAAACUAGUUCAGACUCUCCGGUGUUUCCUAGCAACGGGACUCAUCCUCCAGCUUCUUCUUGGGACGCGCAGGUCCUCAACUGCAGCGAGGACGCGUCUGUGAGGAGCCAGGACUGGUUCCGACGUCUGGACCCGAGGUUUCACCAGUUCGUGCUCCACAGACACUGCAGGUACUUCCCCAUGCUCAUCAACCACCCGGAGAAGUGCUCGGAUGGAGAUGGAGAUGGAGAUGGAGAUGGAGUGCAUCUCCUCAUGGUGGUGAAGUCCGUCAUAGAGCAGCACGACAGACGAGAGGCUGUGCGUAAAAGCUGGGGAGAGGAGAGAACCGUGGAUGGGAAGAAGAUCAAAACUUUAUUUCUUUUGGGAAGCCCCACGACUGGGAAGGACACAAAGAACCUGCAGAAGCUGAUCGAGUACGAGGACCAGAUCUACGGGGACAUCCUCCAGUGGGACUUCAUGGACACCUUCUUCAACUUGACCCUGAAAGAGGUCAACUUCUUAAAAUGGUUUGACAUCUACUGCUCUGGUGUGCAGUUCAUCUUCAAAGGAGAUGAUGAUGUGUUUGUGAAUACUCUCAAUCUACUGCAGCUCAUUGGGUUCAAAGUGGAGGAUGGUAAAGACGCAGACUUGUUUGUUGGGGACACAAUCUCCAAGGCGAUCCCCAUCCGGAACCGGCAGAGUAAAUACUACAUCCCCAAAGAGCUGUAUGAUAAGCCGUAUCCUCCUUAUGUGGGAGGUGGAGGGUUUCUGAUGUCCUCCCAGCUGGCCAGGAGGCUCUUCGUGGUCUCGGAGGAUUUGGAGUUGUACCCCAUUGAUGAUGUGUUUUUGGGGAUGUGCAUGCAGAAGCUCCACUUGGCCCCAGAGAUGCACCCGGGCUUCAGGACCUUCGGCAUCACCAGGCGCAAAGUGAGCCCCAUGAACGGAGAGCCGUGCUUUUACAAGAACCUCAUCGUGGUGCACAAGCUGAGCGCGCAGGAGCUGCUCAGGAUGUGGAGCGUGGUGCACAACGAGGACCUGAUCUGUGCUCAGAGGGUCACCAUAUGAUUGUGUCAUAAAUGGACUUAAUUCAUUCACCAAAAACUGAACUGAAUACACAGAAGACUUUUUACACGUACUGGAUCAUGUAGUUGAGGGAGGAAAAAAAUACAUAUUUUCAUCAAAAUUGUUUUUUUUAAAGGGACUAUUUGUAACUUUCAGAAAUGCUUGUUAACAGCGACACCUGUGGCCGUUAAGUCAACGAAAGUCAG